Messenger RNA from Castor canadensis (American beaver), 1674 nucleotides. It is a transcript of the gene Tchp, whose product is annotated as trichoplein keratin filament binding. Gene Ontology annotation, cellular component: keratin filament. The record is from RefSeq and is a predicted model, not a curated record. Lineage: Eukaryota; Metazoa; Chordata; Mammalia; Rodentia; Castoridae. Gene Ontology annotation, biological process: apoptotic process.
GGGAAACGGCCGGCGUCACUGCUGCGCGGGCGGGGAGGAACCGCGCGGGCCGGAACGAGCCUGGUCGCAGCGGGAGCGCGGGUCGUUGCCGGAAAGCAGAGAAACAUGGCUCUCCCCACGCUGCCCUCUUACUGGUGCACUCAGAGACUCCUGAAUCAGCAGGCAGUGCUCCAGCGCCAGCGAGAACAGGAAGCCCGGCUUCGGCAUCAGUGGGAACAGAACAGCCGUUAUUUCAGGAUGUCUAACAUCUGCAGUUCCAAACAGGCAGAAUGGAGCUCCAAGACCUCCCACCAGCGGAGUAUGCAUGCCUACCAGCGUGAAAAGAUGAAAGAGGAGAAGAGGAAGAGUCUGGAGGCCCGACGGGAGAGACUCAGGCAGCUUAUGCUGGAAGAGCAGGACCUGCUGGCCAGGGAGCUGGAAGAGCUCAGGCUGAGCAUGAGCUUGCGGGAAAAAAGAAUCCGGGAGCAGCAUUGGAAUCUGAAGUCAGCUCGGGAAGAGCAAAGGAAACUGAUUGCUGAACAACUUUUGUAUGAACACUGGAAAAAAAACAACCCAAAACUUCGAGAGAUUGAGUUGGACCUUCACCAGAAGCAUGUGGUAGACUCUUGGGAAACGCAGAAAGAAGAGAAAAAGCAGCAAGAAGCCAUCGAAAAGCAGGAAAACAAGCGGUAUGAGAAUGCAUAUGAAGCAGCCCGAAGGGAAACGAUGGAGCGGAUGAAGGCGGAAGAGGAGAGGCGGCAGCUAGAGAAUAAGCUGCAGGCUGAGGCGCUGUGUCAGCAGAUGGAGGAGUUGAAGUUAAGGGAGAUGGAGGCCACCAAACUGAAGAAGGAGCAAGAGAAUCUUCUGAGGCAGCAGUGGGAGCUGGAGAAGCUAGAAGAGGAGAGGAGGCAGAUGGCGGCCUUCCUACGCAAGGCGGAACUAGGGCGCUUUUUGAGACAUCAGUAUAACGCACAACUCAAUAGACGUACACAGCAGAUUCAAGAGGAACUGGAGAUAGACAGGCGGAUCCUGCAGGCUCUCCUAGAGAAGGAGGAUGAGGCCCAGUGUGUUCACCUGGCCAGGCGGGAGCAAGCCCUGGCUGACGUAGCCUGGAUGAAGGAGGUCAUUGAGGAGCAGCUGCAGUUGGAGAGGGCACGGGAGGCAGAGACGCAGAUGCUGUUGAGGGAGGAGGCCAAGGAGAUGUGGGAAAAGAGAGAGGCAGAGUGGGCCCGAGAGCGGAGUGCACGGGACAGACUGAUGAGCGAGGUUCUGACGGGACGGCAACAGCAGAUACAAGAAAAGAUUGAACAGAACAGGCAGGCACAGGAGGAGUCCUUACAACACAGGGAGCAACUCCUUCAGCGUCUCGAGGAGGCAAGGGAGUUGGCCCGCUGUGCAAAAGAAGAGAGGGAAGAACUGAAGUUGGCUAGGAAGCAGGAGCUGGAAGCCCAGGUCGCAGAGCGCCAGCUGCAGGUAUGGGAAGCAGACGAGCGGGCGGAGGAGGAAGAUGAGGAGGCCAGGCAGGCAGAGCAGCUAUCUGAGGCUCUACUGCAGCAGGAGGCAAAGACUAUGGCCGAGCAGGGCUACCAGCCAAAGCCUUAUGGACAUCCCAAAAUUGCGUGGGACUGACCUUGUUGGUGCCAUCAGCACAGAGAAGGAUGCUGAUUCCUCUGGUACACAGCCACACAGUUGUAC